AUGCCACUCCUCAACCUGCGCGAAUUGCUCCCGUUCCCGGACGGCGACAACGCAACGGAUACCGUAAUCAAUGGUGUACACUUCAACCUCAGUGCUCUUGAGUACUUCAACUAUACCAUGUACGAUAAUGGGACUAUAUCGAACUCGUCGCGAUGCUACCUCAUCUUCAACAAGUAUCAGCCUGUCAUGAUGUCCAACGGCAGCUGGGUCAACGGCACGUCCUGUUAUUUGCCCUACUACCGCAUUCACACACGAGGCGGCAUUGGCAUCGGGUACGCUUGUCUCUUUGGAGCAAGCAUCAUGUUCACCCUCAUCAAUCUCCGAAAGCAUGGGAAGUUGUUCUUGCGUGAAGACAAAAGGUUCAGGGUGAUAGGAAGACGAUGGCAGUGGUAUUGGAUGUGCUUUGUGGCUGCGUGCGGCAUGAUCAGCACCAUUGCGGGCGUUGACGUCGAUCGCUACUAUCUGCAAAGCCUCCCAAUCAUCCUUCAGAGCUUCUUUUACACCCUGAUGCUUCCCGGAACAUUGGCCAUCGUCUGGGAAGCCGUGAGACACUGGGGCUCCUGGCAAGAGAGACAAAUAUACGACCGAGACCCGUUCCAUCUGCCCCAGGAUGACCGGCGCAGCAAGGUUGAAUUCUAUCUUCCCUUGGUCUUCUAUCUCUUUGCCUGGCUGAGCUUCUUCAUGGAGAUCCCUCGUUCCUGGACGUACAUUCAAUUUCAACGCUCACCCUGGCAACAAACCCACUACGCGGAGCCUGUCGCAACCGAUUCGCGUUUCAAAGCAGCUGCUAUCCUCUCAGUGAUAGCAUGGAUUGUCACAAUCGUGUCACUUCAUCAUUCACUACACCACUAUCGUCCGAAGCCUGACAGUGGUGGUAUGAUAGCCAGGAUUGACAGUUUCUGUGCUUACUGUCCGACCAAGCUUUUCCUCGCCCUAAUUAUACUGGCCAUUCGUCUCGCGUACGCUCUGGCUUCGGCUUGGGUUUGGGACAUCAACCUGAUGAAGUAUGAUGUGCAUCCCGGAUGGCCCUAUGGCCUCGGCUAUGGAACUACGGUGCUGUUGCUGAUCUUGUUCAACGUUUUUGGAUAUAUCGAUGCCAAUGAGGAUACAAUUAUCAUCGAGCAGAGGCGACAGCGCGGACAGGCAGCAGACGCCGAACUCGGCAUCACGAAAAAGCCAUCAUGGUGGAGAAAGGCUCAUGGAGACUUACACUUGACAUCGGAACAACGCUUGCGUGCUCUCGCAACCGAAGGUCCCGGAGCAGGCCGGCAGCCACGCGACCAAUCGCUUCCGAGUGCAAAUGUGGAACUCGAUGAUAUGAGUCGGAAUCCUCCCUCGUACUACGACGCCCCAGGUGGCGGUCAGAUACGCAACCGAAGCCGCCAGAGAGCGGAAAACGAACCGGAAAACCCAUUCCGCGACCCCCAUCCUGCCCAGGAAGAUGACAGACGAGAGUUUCAAAGGACGGACAGUGACGAUAACAUAAGCACUGCGACCGGCACAACCGAGCGCACUGGCAUGACCGGUGAAACCCUUGCGGAGAAUUAUCCUCCGCAAAGGGUCCGCAGCAUGCUAGACGUCUAA
Molecule: messenger RNA, 1584 nt
Organism: Lasiodiplodia theobromae
Lineage: Eukaryota; Fungi; Ascomycota; Dothideomycetes; Botryosphaeriales; Botryosphaeriaceae
Product: Conserved fungal protein
Exons: 3
Coding region: 1-1584 (527 amino acids)
Source: RefSeq, a predicted model, not a curated record